This is a messenger RNA of Podospora anserina S mat+, 3927 nucleotides long. RefSeq lists its product as uncharacterized. Gene Ontology annotation, molecular function: phosphatidylinositol binding; guanyl-nucleotide exchange factor activity; SNARE binding. Bases 1 to 3927 code for a protein of 1308 amino acids. Gene Ontology annotation, biological process: early endosome to late endosome transport. The record is from RefSeq and is a predicted model, not a curated record. The transcript has 2 exons. Gene Ontology annotation, cellular component: early endosome; plasma membrane; transport vesicle. Lineage: Eukaryota; Fungi; Ascomycota; Sordariomycetes; Sordariales; Podosporaceae.
AUGCAACCCCUAAACCCCUUCCUGAGCGCCUUCCUCAAGAGCCCGGUGCUGGCGCAGUGCCUCCCGCCGCAGCAGCACAUUCUCUUGGUGCCCCUGGCGGAUGUGCUCCUCAACUCGCGAGACGCAGAAACAGGGGCGCCGCUGACGGCGUCGAUCGGGUCGGAGGAGUUUCUCGGGAGUCAUGUGGUGAGGAUACCGCUUUUGAAAGGGGGGAAGGAUGGACAGGGUCAGGGACAGCAGCAGAAUCUAAGGGAGAUGAGAGGGAAGCCAAAAAUGUACGGGACGGUGAAUGGGAGGAGUUUGGUGGUCAAGGACGGGGGGGUUUACACCAACAAGGGGUUUAAAGCGCUGGCUCAGGCCAACUUGCUGCAUGAGACGCUUUGGUACCCGGAUACGUUGGACCCGAGGCAGUUUUUGAUCUAUUUUAUUAACCGGCCUUUGGUGGGGUCUUGGGAGGAGGUUAGGAUUGUGCCGGCUGUACCACCACCACCGUCACCGUCGCUGGCGGAGGGGGGAUUACGGAAGGUGUUGUUGGGUGAGGGGGGGACGGGGACGACAAGGAAGAAGGAUAUCAAGAGUUUUCAUGAGCUGCUGGUUAAUUUCCCGAGUAUUGCUAAGCAGAUGCAGGGGGGGCUGGAGAAGCUUUUUAGGGAGUUUACGAUUGUUUUUGAGAGGAUAUUGCCGCCUCCGCCGCCGCCGUCGGGGAAGACAGUGCCGGAGGGGGAGCCGGGGAAGGGGGUCGGGGUUGCGGGGGGAGAGGGGACGAAUGGGAAUGGGGCGCCGGAGAAUGUGCUGACGGAGGAUGAUGAGGAGGUUAUGAGGACUUCGUUGGAGACGGCGGUGACGACGGCGAUUGAUUUGUUUCAGAAUGUGGACAAGCAGCAGUUGUCGCUCUUGGGGGCGACGACGGACUUGACGGGGCCGGUGGUGGAGAGGUUGAUCGAGCGGUACAUUGCCGAGAAUGUGCACCAUUUGCUGUUUCCGAGGAUUGCCGGGUUGAGGAGGCAGGAUGAUUUGGAACUGGAGGCCAAGAUAAGGCAGAUGAACAAUAUUGACAUCUCGCAGUUGGGGAUUGCGAUUGAUGGGGGGAUGAAGGCCAAGAGGGAGGUGGUGAGCCGGUUGGGGAAUGCGGUCGAGGAGUUUAGGAAGAUGCCGAAUGCGAGUUGUCCGCAGGAGAUGAUGGAGAUUUUGCUGGCGACGACGAAGGCGGCGACGCAGUUUAGCGAGGGGACGGCGACACAGGGACAGCCGAGGUCGGCGACGGAGAAGCCGGCUAUGACGAUAAAUGCGGAUACGCUGGUGUCGCUGUUGCUGUAUGUGGUGAUCAAGGCGCAGAUCAAGCACCUCCAGGCGAGGUUGGCGUAUAUAAGACAUUUCGUCUUUAUCGAUGAUGUGGAGAGUGGUGAGAUGGGGUAUGCGCUUAGCACCUUCGAGGCUGUGUUAUCGUAUCUCGACCGGGAGUCUGGAGGGCUGAGGAGGGCCAGUCGUAGGAAUAAGGCUUUGUGGGAUGCUGUUUCGAAGGGGGAUAUGCCGGAGCUGAGGAAGAUCUUGGAACCAACAGAGGAUGCGAUCGAAGAUGAGGACGAUUACGGGUCUUCACGCUGGCGGAGGCGAUCGUCAACUGGUUGGAGCUUCACGAAUGGAGCUUCGUCAACAACUCUAGCAGCAUCAGAGAGGUUCUCGGUCGGAUCUGGGCUCGGUCAUGUGUUUCCAUUUCAAAAUGGAUCAGCCGAAACUCUGGAACAACCACCACCAAAACGCAUCAAGAAGGUGUCGAUGGACACCAGGAGUAUGUCCAGCGGCUCCGAAAUUUCGUUUCGGUCGUUGCCCAUGAGCAUCGGGACGUUCACAAGUGGGAUCGAAGGCGACACUUCUAUUGAGCGCCUGGUUCAAACACAGGACGCCAAAGGGGAGUCGGUUUUGAUGAUGGCGAUUCAACAUGGGCAACCACAGGUGUUGAAAUACUUGUUGUCUUUUCGGCAGUACUACACGGCACCGGUCAUUCUGGAGGACCAGGACAACGAAGAAACAACGUUGUUCAGCGCGGCCGUGCAGCUGGGCAAUGCCGAAGUCAUCAACGGACUUCUUGAUUACAUUCUCGACUCUACGGGAGACGACAACAAGAUCAGGGAGUAUCUCGCUCGUCAGGACACCUGGGGGCGGAGCGCAGCGCAUUAUCUGUUCCACGCACCCUUUCUAAUCGGUAGAAUCGGCCGGUUACUCCCCUGGAGACAAAAGGACAAGAACGGGCAAACCCCAUUGUUUGCUUUGUGUCGAUCCUACGAUAACCCAAAUUACUACACCAUGGUGGAGGAAGGGCUGGAGAUUGCGACCAAGUGUCAGGGAGAUGGCCAGCCUCUACACAUUGACGACCAUGUUGAUCAGAAGGGGAACACCCUUCUUCAUAUUGUCAACGAACCAAAACUGGCACUCAAGAUCCUGCAGCAUUGCGAUUUGGAUGUCAACGCUACAAACGAAAAGAGGUUCACAGCGCUGAUGUUGGCGAGUAAAUACGGCCGGUUUGAUAUGGUCAGGACGCUGUUUGGCGACCCAAGAGUCGACACUGCUGCAAGAGAACUUCGAGGUCUGACGGCGGUGGAGUUGGCCAAGGACGAUGACUUGCGCAAUAAGAUUGAUGAUCUUGUGCUGUUUUCCCUCUCCCACGGCAGCUCCGACUCCCGCACUACGGGAGUGGUCAGGUCAUUCUUUGUCGAAGACGGCACCAUCCGCUUCGUGCUCAAGUCGGGGGCCCCAGUUGACGAGCAUAGCUAUGCCGUGACGACCUGUCGGAGGUCCCUGGCUGACUUUGAGCAUCUCGCCAAGUUGCUGCAGAUGGAAAACCCAGCGUCGUGGAUCCCUUCGCUGGCGGACCUGAGAUCGCCGACGCAGAUCCCUUCACGGCCGAGUAGGGCGGUGCUGAAGGAUUUACAAAUCAGGAUGGACUGGUUUUUGAAGGUGUUGCUUGCCCACCCGACGUUUUCGACGCACGAGAUGCUGUGGGAGUUUUUCCUCGUGCCGGAUCUGCAGCUGGAUCAGAUGGCGGAGAGGAGCAAGCUCAAGGCGGAUGCGCUGUUGGAAAAGGUGCAUGAGGAGCUGGAACCGGUGCAGGAUCUGAGGGAGGUGGAGCAGUUUGUUGAUCACGCGAGGGAUAUCGUGAGGAGCGUGCACUUUUCGACGAGGAGCGUGGCGAGGAGGGCGAACAAUACUGGGAAUGUGGUCAAUGAUCUCUACGAGUCCUCCACCCUCCUCUCCAAAGCGCUCGCCACCCUCCCCUUUCUCCCGCAGAAUUACAUCUCUGGCUUCGAAACCUACGUUCGCUCCUUGGCGCCUUCGCAGUCGUCGCCUAUUUCGCAGUUUUUUUCGGCGUUUCUGGCGCUGUACAGCAAUAUCGAAGCUAUACUCAAAGCGCUGGGGAGACCACCGCAGACGAUAGCAAAGAUUAUUGCUAUUCGGAAGGAGGUAGAAAGGAACUAUAACACGCUUAACAGGUCAAGUAGAUGGCCUUUGGGACUGCUGGAUGAGACGAGGCAGAGGAUGAAUGAGGAUAAGGAGGAGAAGGCGAGGAAGAUGGAGCAGGAGGCGGAGAUGCUUGGCAGGGAGCUGAGGUAUAUGCAGCAGACGGUGGCGGGGGAGUUGGCGGGGUGGAGGGAGAUGCAUGAGAGGUUGGGGAGGAGGGCGAUUAGGGAUUUGGCGAGGGGGAUGGUGGUGCAGGAGAGAGGGAGGUUGGAGGGGGUUAGGAGGGCGUUGAGACGGGUUAAGGCGGGGGGGGAGGGGGUGGUUAGGCCGAGGAUGAGGGUUGGGUUGGUUGACGGGUUGUUGGAUGAGGGGGAUGGGAGUGGGAGCGGGGGUGAGCGAUGGAGGGGGGAGAGCCUACCUAGCGAGUGGCUUUUGUGUUAUUUUGUGUUUUUGGUGAUGGGGUUAGGAUAA